Physeter macrocephalus (sperm whale) is the source of this 4515-nucleotide messenger RNA. It is a transcript of the gene E2F2, whose product is annotated as E2F transcription factor 2. The record is from RefSeq and is a predicted model, not a curated record. NCBI's taxonomy places the organism in Eukaryota, Metazoa, Chordata, Mammalia, Artiodactyla, Physeteridae. The transcript is spliced from 3 exons. The coding region runs from base 1 to 501 and encodes 166 amino acids.
AUGUACGUUGCCGGUUGUGGCUCAAGCUGCGGGUACGAGGAGAACCUGCAGAUAUAUCUGAAGAGCACGCAGGGGCCCAUCGAAGUCUACCUGUGCCCAGAAGAGGUGCAGGAGCCCAACAGUCCUGCCAAGGAGCCCCUCCCCUCCACCUCCACCCUCAGUCCCAGCCCUGACCCCACCCAGCCCAGCAGCAGCAUCAACCCUGGAAUCACGGAACCCACGGCAUCCUCAGCACCAGCGCUGACGUCCCAGCAGGUCCUGCCACCACUCCCGCCAUGCCUUGUCCCCCUGGAGGCCACCGACAGCAUGCUGGAGCUGCCACACCCACUCCUGCAGCAGACCGAGGACCAGUUCCUGUCCCCGACACUGCCGUGCAGCUCCCCUCUGAUCAGCUUCUCCCCGCCCUUGGACCAGGAUGACUACCUGUGGGGCCUGGACGGCGGGGAGGGCAUCAGUGACCUCUUCGACACCUAUGACCUCGGGGACCUGCUGAUUAACUGAAUGGCCCCUGCCUGCCCCCCGGCAACCCCUCCAGUCUCUACCUCCUCACAGGCAGACUGACAGGCCCUCUGCCUGCACAGGAUGCGACACGAGGUGCUGCCCUCAGGGUAUGGGGGUCCCCCGUUUUCCUUUCCUACCUACCACCUGCCGGCCAAUGCUGUCGGAGGAAUGUGGAGGAUACGAGGAAAGAGCCUGUCAGGGGUUGGGUCCUGUCCUUCUUCAUGGAAACUGGGCCCGGGAAGACCCAGCCAGUCUUCUGACCUCUGAUCUCUCAUGUGAAGGGCCACAGGGGAGGUGACCAGGUCCAAGGAGAGUUCCUGUAACUGCCUUUAGAGGGGCAAUUAGGACCCUCAGUUUAUCAAGAAGCACUUAAUGCCUUUGUAUUUAUUUUAGGUUGAGUUUUGUUUGUUUGCCUUCCCUGAGUUUUAGCAGGGAGGUUGUUCUAGUUCCUAGGAAGACAUCUCCUCAGACAGGUCCAAGGGCAGGCCGGGGCUUUCAGGGGCCCAGGCCAACUCCCUGACUCCCCCCAGCAGUGGGGGACUGGGCCUCAGGGGCCAUCCAGUCUGCUGGAAUGACAGUUGCACUUCAGCCUCCUAAUUUUCUCGAGCGGGGGCUGCAGGAUUCCUGGUCUCCUCUGUCCCAGAGCUGGUUCCAGGUGUAAUCAUGCAUUAAGGUAAAAAACUCUGCUUUCAGGAUAUAGAAAAAAUAGGAGUUGGUUUACACUGAAUUGGAUGAAUGUUUAAAGCUUUUGCCUUGAUCUUAGGGAUAUGGAUGCUCAGAUACUCCAUCUGUUCCAGGAUUCGAUUAGAUAUAUUUCAACUUUGUUAAUAGCUUUGUGUGUCUCGCACAUUCAAAGUAUUAACUGUGCAACUGUGCCAUUUAAAAAAGAAAACAAAACAUUGUUUCUACUACCAUCCUCAAAUAUUAAGUUCUGUAAAUUUAUUAUGUGUUAUACAAAGUACUACCAUACCCAAGAUUCCCCAGAAGAGCUCCCGGGGAAACGGGCACGAACGUAGAAGCAGCUGUCCACUGCUGUGGGCACCUUUCCUCCAUUGUUGCCUCUUGCUGGGACAGGGGCUGUUUUACACUGAAGACCUGGGUGGUAUAGACAGGCCCACUAUGGACAAGGGUGAGCAUAAAAUAAGAAACUGCCAGAAAGCACCUGUGCUGGUAGCUGCUGGUAUCGUCCUCCCCUUCCCUGGAAGGAUUUUUUUUUGCCGCAUCUGUUGAAGGGGGUGAUUCUUUAAGGACCUCCCCUUCCCGCCAGCUCUCACAGAGACCCCCAGGGACAGAAGUGACCACGGCUUGAUGGCAUGUUGGCUCCUUUUGUCACAGGAUGCUGAAAGGGUGACAGGGAAGGGUCUUCAUUACAGACCACACGUUGGCAGCUAAUGGGGAGACAGGCUCAUGUUACCUCUUCAGACUUGGGGUCCUAAGAAGGUCUUUUGGCCUCACCCCAUCCCCCAGAGGCUUGACCAUCCCACAUUGUCCCCGUAGCCCAGCUGGGUAUGGGGCAGUCAGCUCCUCCCCUGCCCAACUUGGGGUGGGGUGGGGCUCUGGGCUGAACCAAGGCUGUGCCUUCCUGAGAGGCAGCCAGGGGUGGUGGUCUGAGAGACCCACCGCCCACCCUCAGGGAGCUAGGUUUCCUCAGGGGCUCAGCCGGGCAGCACUUUUAUUUUUUUAAGUUUGUAGCAUUAAGUUGGUUUCAAAUAUGAAGUUGGCACCAUGGGAUUGCUCCUGAGCUGACCUACUGGCUUCUGAAGCUUGGAAGGUGGGCUUCUUUGGGGGUGGGGUCCAAUGUGAGCUAAUGCCUAGCCGGGGACAGUCAGGCCUUGUCAUUUGCUCAAUUUCCUGGGUCCCCAAGUUAGUGCCCUCUCAGGAAUGGUCACAGAUACCCUGCUCUAUAAACAGGGCUAGUUUUUUAUGCUUUACAGAGGUGACUUUGGUCUCUACUCUCUAAAUACUCACAGGGGUCUCAUCAGAAGGCAGUUUUGAAGCCCAGCAUGCCUAGGGCCAAGGGACCACCUUGGCCCUUGGGUUGGGGGAAGGGGUGCUGCCUGGGAUCUGGUUUGGGGUGGGUGGGGCUGGAGAUGGUAUGGCUGUUGUGAGGUCUCUGCUGGGCUGCCAUCUAGCCACGUGCCAUAUCUGAGGACAGAGCCGUCUGACUUCCAUGCCUUGGGCUCUGUCUAGAGCUUUCUCCUAGAAGUAAAUCAUAGAAAAGGGACAUGAAUUUAAUGGUGAAGUCCAGCCAGAAUUGAAGCUCAUUCCCCAAAGCCCAGCCAAAGGGCUGGACAGAGAGGCUGUCCCUUGGGCCCAUGGCCUACAUCCAGAGCAGCUGGUGCCCCCGCCGUCCUGUCCCCUCCACACCUGUCCUGGCCCAGUGGCGGGACCACCAGGCCAAGCCUCAGGCUUGGUGUAGGAAACAAGCUUGUGCCUCUUUCUUCCCGGUGAUGGCCUGAAACCUCCCAAGUUCUGUCAAGUACUUUAAGAAGCACUUUGAGUGGAAUUCCCUUCAGGGCCCAGGUAAACUUUAAAACCAGGCUAGAAGAAAAGUCAGUUUCUUUCCGAGGUAAAUUAUUCCUGCCAGGAAAUUUCCCAGCCGCUCUGGCAGCCCCCUACCCCACCCCCGUCACUCGUGUCCCCAGGGGCAUCAAAGGCUCAGGGACUCCCGGGAACCCAGUAGCAUUAAAUUGUGCAGUAGAGUUGGCGAUUCAAAGAGAUCUCUUAAAACCAGAGUAGCAUCUCUCCUCCACAGCCACGCUGUGGUCUGAGCAGUGCGGCUACAGCGAAGAGGAGGGGGAGGGCGGAGGGUGUUAAAACUGGCCGGAGUGUGGUUUUGACUUUAUUUCCUCUUUCCAGGUGCUCAGCCUCAGUUCUGCGCCGUGUUUAGUUUUUAGUGAAAGAGUUUGGAUGCUCCUGCGUCCAAGCAUUGUGUGGCUUAAAGCAUUUGAAGUGAAAGACUUUGGGGGUUGUUUGCAAGCAGCUUUCUGGUUCUCGUCACUGUGUCCUGAGGUCCCCACCUCAUCCUAGGACCCUAGCCUACCAUGGGGACCCUCGAUGAGCAGAAGUCCAGCCAGCCUGCUGGCUCCUGGGUAAGUGCUGAAGCCUUGUAUGUGGCACAUGUGUCUAGAGGGACCCUGGUCUCUGUGCUGGGAUUCCAUUCGGGUCACUCACCUCUGGCCGGGUUUCUGGUUUUGCCCUGUGUCCUGCCUUGACGAGCACCGUGUAAACCUCCACGUGUUGUGAGGAUUGGGCAUUAAAUGACAAACCUGGGCCCCCUGUCUCUGUUGUGCUUUCUGAAGGUCAUUACCAAGCGUGGGUGUGGUCCUCCCAGGUCGGGGGUGGAGACUGUUCUGACCAACGGGCUGAUCUAGCCCCAGAAACAGCCUCCCUUCCCCACGUUGGCUUAGUACCAUAUGCCUGAAAUCUCACCAAUAAGACCCUGAAGUUAGCAGCACCCAGAUCUAAAACGUGAGCCCCUGCCCUGCGUCUGCCUCCAUCACCUCUCACCUGAGCAAUUUCAGUAGCUUCCUUACUAUUCUCACUGCUACCCAUUCUUCUCCACCCCAUCCUCUAUAUCAGUGGUUCUCAAAGUGUGGCCCUCAAACCGGCACUCCCUGGGAACUUGUGAGAAAUGCAUAUUCUCAGGCCCCACACCAGACCUUCUGAAUAAGAAACUCAGGGGGUGGGACCCAGAGUCUGUGUCUUAAUGAGCCCUCCAGGUGCUUCUAGUGCAGGUGAAGUUUGAGAACCAUGACCCCACUAAUCCAGAGAGAUCCUUCUAAAACACAGCUCUCAUCAUGUCACUCCCCUUCUUAAUGGAUGGCUUCUCUCUGCCCUCAGGAUGAAGUGCCCUUUCACUUGGCGUGAACGUCCGUUUCUAACCUUGCAACUGGCUUACCCUACCCUUUCCAGCCUCACUGGCCACUCCUUCCCACCACCCAUAGCCACACUGGACUUCUUUGUCUGUUCCUGAAAACAACCUGCUUUCCCCCUUCUCUGCAAUUCACCUGG